Enterobius vermicularis (human pinworm) is the source of this 3285-nucleotide messenger RNA. Lineage: Eukaryota; Metazoa; Nematoda; Chromadorea; Rhabditida; Oxyuridae. The record is from the annotation of a GenBank genome assembly.
AUGCCCCCAAAUUUUUUUCAAAAGCCGGAGACUGCUCUGAAGCGGGCUCAAGAAUUAACUUCGGUUGGAAAGGAACUUGACGCACUAGAAACGUUACAUGACACUAUUAAGUCAAAGCGACACAAGCAAUGGACCAAAACACACGAGCAAAUCAUGCUGAAACAUGUAGAACUUUGCGUCAUGCUAAGAAGGCCUCAUAUGGCGAAGGAUGCGCUGUUCCAAUACAAGGCUUUGACUCAACAAGUUGCCGUAAAAUCUCUGGAAACUGUUAUCCAUCAUUUUUUGGAAUUGGCCCAACAAAAGACAGAAGAAGCUCAAAAAACGUCUAUCGAAAAAGUUGAAGAAAUUGAUGAUCUUGACCAAGCAGAUGCUCCUGAAAAUCUUCUAUUGUCCGCAGUUUCCGGUGCGGCAGCUCAAGAUCGUAUGGACCGUACAGUUCUAAGUCCGUGGUUGCGCUUUCUUUGGGACUCUUAUAGAAAUUGUUUGGAUCUUUUGCGGAAUAAUGCUGUCGUCGAACAGCUUUAUCACCGUAUAGCACGUCAGUCGUUCGAAUUUUGCGCCAAGUACCAGCGUCGCACAGAAUUUCGAAAACUGUGCGAUCAUCUUAGAAUCCAUUUAAGUCAAAUACAGAAACACCAGCACUUACCUCAUGUGGUAAAAUUGAGUUCUGCAGACUCCCUGACUUUAAUGCAAGAUACGCGUCUUAUUCAGCUUGAUACUGCUAUUCAAAUGGAGCUAUGGCAAGAGGCAUAUCGCAGUGCAGAAGAUGUUCACGGAAUGAUGCAGCUGAGUAAAGACAAGGACAGAAAAAUGGUCAAGCCAGCGAGUUAUGUGAAUUAUUACGACAAGUUGGCCCUAGUAUUUUGGAAGGCCGGUAAUCGUUUGUUCCAUGCAACAGCUCUGCUUCAAAAGUUCAUUAUUUACAAAGAUAUGAAGAAAACGUUCAGUGCAGAAGAAGCUUUAGAACAAGCAACUCGUGUUCUUCUUGCAACUCUUUCAAUUCCAGAUGGUGCGGACGCUCCAUCAGAUUUAACUCGACAUUUAGAUAUUGAAGAGCAACAUAUUGCAAAUAUGAGAUUGUUGUCCAAUUUGCUGCGUCUGCCAAUCACGCCAACCAGAAAUGGUAUCUUGAAGGAGCUUGUACGUUUAAAUAUUCCUGAAAUAGCAAAUGAAAACGCACGUAGCCUUUAUCGGCUCUUGGAGUGCAACUUUCUUCCUCUACGAUUAGCGAAUGAAGUUCAAGUUGAAUUGAAGAAGAUAACUGAUUUACAGCGGGAUGACUAUAAUCAGUACGUUGAUUCUAUCCGCACCGUUACUGCUACUAAAGCUAUCAAACAACUUGCUUUGAUUUACGAAACUGUCUCCCUUGACCGUAUAACAAAAGUUAUUCCAUUUUAUGAUGGUGUGGAGCUUGAGAGGUUCUUGGUGGAUAUUUUCAAACAUCGUUAUGUAAAGGCUCAAAUAGACCACAGGGAAAGAUCAGUUAGGUUUGGUGUAGUCGAAGCAACUUUAGCUGGUAGUAUAGAUCCGGACCCUUCCAAUGGUUUUAUUAGCAGGGACGCUGCGCAGGUUGGUCUGGAAGGUAUUCGCGGACAUUUGGAGUUGAUGUACAACGGUCUCCGAAGCAUCGUCGGUAUUCUUGAUGCUGAAGAAGUCCGGAAAGCAGCUUUGGAAAAUGUUAUUUUUAUUCAUUCAAAAGUUCUUAAAGUUCAUAAUUUAUCAGUUAGAAUUGAACUUCUGGGAAUAGAAAAUUAUAAAGAAACCAGUGAGCGCAUGAGAUUGGAGAAAUCGCAGAAGGCUCAGUUAGAAGCAAUGAUGCGUGAGGAACAAAAAAGAGCGGAAGAAAUGCGACGACUAGAAAUGGAAAAUGCAGAAAAAGAAAGAUUACGGAAGAUUGCUGAGCAGGAGGAAAUGGACAGAAAAGUGCGUGCAGAGAAGAUGAAGAAAAUCCAAGCAACACCAAUUUAUCAGGCCAUAGUAAAAGACCAUGGUGAAGAAGCUUUCCAAAAUAUGGAUCCAGAGUCGGUUUUGAGGGAACAAAGAGACAGACUGGAUGAACAAAGGCGCGAAUUACAAGCUCGCCUACAGCAGCAGGAAAAGAAGUUUGAUCACAUGGUUCGUGCAUUCCAUCUAGAAGAGAUCAAAGUUCGAGCGGAAAUGUCGGCAGAGUUUCAAAAAAUGGCACCGACUCGUCAUGAAGAGCAUGAAAGGAACCGCGUUCAAGCUGCAAUUGAGGAACAUGAGCGCGCCGUAGCUACAUACAACAGGAUGCAGAAAGUCCGCAAGGAUGCUAAGGAGUUUUUGGAGACCGUUUUAGAAGCUCAUAGAGAAGAUUUUGAGAAAAAGAUGGAAGCUUGGCAGCAGAAGUUGGAUGAAGAGAAGAAAAAACGUCUUGCAAAGAGACAUGAACAAAGAAAAGAAAAGAGGCGUCAAGAAUGGCAGGCGGAGCAGGAACGCGAACGUAUCAGAGCCAAAGAAGCAGAAGAGCAAGCUCGUAGAGAGGAGAAAGAACGGGAACGUCGCGCUGCGAAGGAAGCUGUUAAACGAGAGGUUGUGGAGAGCAAGUCUGAUAUGGAUACAGAUUGGAGGCAAGGCCCUAGGCCUCAACCCGUAAUGCCUGUGCGAACACCAGGUAAAAUAAACAAAGGGCAAGGUGAUGGAAGCGAGCGCUCAAAGGAUCGUCCUCAGCCUCCUUCUGAAGCUGAUAGCGGCCCUUGGGUUCAUGGCAACGUAGUCACUGCUCUUCCUCGUGCAGUAGAUAGAGAACGAUCUGGGACUCCAACCCAACGUGGUUCUUACGUGUCGGAAGCAGACACCACUAGUUCUUGGAGGUUAGGUGAAGUGGUAACCGUCCAUAAAGAUGCAUCUCAGCGUUUUGGCGGUGAUCGAUUAGGACAGUCAUCUGAAAAUCGGCCGUCUGCUGGACGUGUUUCGUCAUCCGGAGCUGAUUCUGAUAACUGGCGGCGGGCAGCUGGCAAUGUUGUUGAGGCGCCGCAAGCAGCUGCUAAAUCUUCUAAGUAUGUCCCUCCGUUCCGAGCAAGAGCUGCUAUGGGACUUUCUGCCGGAGACCGUUCGCCACGCACGCAGCCAUCUGAAGUUUCCAGUCAACCACAACAGGCUACAACAGAUGUAGAUGGUGAUGCAAAGUGGACGACUGUUCGUGGCCGGAAUGUAGAUGGUGCUAAUUUGUUCUCCAUAGCCGUGGGCAGACAUCUCGGCGGAGUAUACAGACGAGUGCUGCAGAUGAAGACCGGAAGUGGAGGAAAAAGAAUUGAUAUUUCAUAA